CAAUGAGAGCGCAGCGGAGGCGGGGACAGUCGCUGGCAGCUCGGCUCAUACGUGUCAGCGCUGCCGCAAACCUGCUCCAACUGUCGUGAGCGCUGUGUUUACGAAGCUUCCUAGAGUCACGUAAUUAUUUCUUGAAGAACCGUGGAGUGAUGAUCGAUACAGUGAGGGACUGGAGAGAGAGAGGUGUGUGUCAGAGCUGAUUCAUGACUGACUUGAUCUUCAUCUCCAGAUGAUGAAGAUGAGCUGCACUGUGCUGGUCACUGGAGGAGCGGGAUUCAUCGGAUCUCAUCUGAUCACGGCUCUGGCCGAGAGAUUCCCGCACUGGCGAAUCGUCAACGUUGAUAACCUGCAGCGCUGCUCGAGUCUGAAGAACCUGCGGUCCGUCGAGGGCAGCAGCCGCUACGCCUUCAUCCCGGGGGAUGUUUGCAAUCCAUUUUUCAUAAACCACCUCUUUUCGACGGAAAACAUUGAUAUUGUGUUUCACUGUGCUGCUGAAACUCAUGUGGAGAGCUCGUUCCUGUGUCCGUCACACUUCAUGCGCGUGAACGCCGACGGCACCGGCGUUCUGGUCCGAGCGGCGCUGGAGGCGCGAGUUCAGCGCUUCAUCUACAUCAGCACCGAUGAGGUGUACGGAGACAGUCUGGACCAGCCGUUUGAUGAACUGAGUCCACAAAGACCCACCAAUCCGUACUCGGCUUCAAAAGCUGCGGCUGAAAACAUCGUGAUGUCCUACUGGAUCAAGCACAAGUUCCCCGUCGUGAUCACGAGGAGCAGUAACGUUUAUGGACCGCGGCAGUAUCAUGAGAAGGUCAUUCCCAGAUUCCUGUCACUCAUUCAACAGGAGCAGAAAUGCACUAUCCAGGGCUCAGGCCUGCAGUCCAGACACUUCCUGUACGUCAGCGACGUCACAGACGCCUUCCUGACAGUGAUGGAGAAGGGCAUUCUGGGGGAGAUUUACAACAUUGGGAGCAGCUUUGAAAUUCCCAUCAUUCAGUUGGCCAGAGAACUAGUGAAAAUGAAAGUGAAGAAUGUCUCCUGUGAAGCUCUGGAUGAUUGGAUGGAGUUUGUUGAAGACCGACCCGUGACGGAGCUCCGGUAUCCCAUGAUAUCCGAGAAACUGCACAGACUCGGAUGGAGACCAAAAGUCACGUGGAAGGAAGGAAUCAGACGGACCAUAAAGUGGUAUGAAGAGAAUCCAAACUACUGGCCGUUAAUCCGUGAGAAUCCAGAGAACUCUGCAGAAUCAUGUGAUCAGACGCCUCCACAUUCAGUGCCUUAUGAAGUCAGAUAAUAAAGUCUAUUAAUUAACAACGUACUGUAAUAUUUAAGUCUAAUUGUUUAUUAUACAUCGUCUAUGCAAGAUUGUCCAGCGAGUGUCUGUCGGUGAAGAACAUCAGCAAUCUGUUUCCUCAUGAAAAGGUCACAGGAUUAAAGAGGACCAAAAGUUAAACGAGAUUUUACACUAUUUUUAAAGAUCAUUUGGAAUGGAAACUGUGUGUCACAAGCUCAGCUGUGCUCAGCUCUGUGAUUAUGAACGAAAAAACUUCAUUUGUCUGAUUACAUGUAUGUAAAUUGUCUUCAAUCAUAUUUAUGCUUUAAUAAAAAAGAUGUUUGUAAUGA
Molecule: messenger RNA, 1620 nt
Organism: Megalobrama amblycephala (Wuchang bream)
Lineage: Eukaryota; Metazoa; Chordata; Actinopteri; Cypriniformes; Xenocyprididae
Product: dTDP-D-glucose 4,6-dehydratase-like
Exons: 12
Coding region: 230-1291 (353 amino acids)
Biological process (GO): nucleotide-sugar metabolic process
Molecular function (GO): dTDP-glucose 4,6-dehydratase activity
Source: RefSeq, a predicted model, not a curated record